Monoraphidium neglectum is the source of this 954-nucleotide messenger RNA. RefSeq lists its product as hypothetical. NCBI's taxonomy places the organism in Eukaryota, Viridiplantae, Chlorophyta, Chlorophyceae, Sphaeropleales, Selenastraceae. The transcript is spliced from 6 exons. The coding region runs from base 1 to 954 and encodes 317 amino acids. The record is from RefSeq and is a predicted model, not a curated record.
AUGGGGAAGCUCAUCAGAGACAUGAGGGGCGUGUCGCGACCAGGCGCCGUGGCGCAGUUCAAUAAUGAUGUGAUGCUGGAGCUGUGGCUCUACAUGGCCUACAAGCACGGCUGCGCGACCAGCGUCUCGGUUUUCGAGCCGUCAGGCUUGUUUUUGCGCAUGCAGGACGCGGGGCUGGGGUGGGCGGACUUUUGGGACACCUUCCCUUACGAGCUGAGGGAGCAGGGCACCUGCCUGGACGACGACACCGUCGAUGCGCUGGGUGGCGCACCCAUGGGCGUGUCCACGGCAGAGGCGGGCGUGGAGCAGCCGCCCGCAGGGCUGUUGGCGCAGGGAGCGUCGCCCGUGGAUCUGUUUGCGUGGCUGUGCAGCGGCUCGGCGGCUGAGCAGCAGGCGCAGCAGGACACCUCCGAAAACGAUCAACAGCGGGACCAGGACGAGCAGCAGCAGCAGGAGCAGGAGGAGCCGCUGCAGUGGGAGCAGCGGGAGCAGGAGCAGGAGGAACAGCUGCAGCAGGAGCAGCAGCAGCAACAGCAGCGGGCGCAGCGGGAGCAGCAGCAGCAGCAGCAGCAGCAGCAGCAGCAGGAGCAGCAGCAGGAGCAGCAGCAGCAGGACCAGCAGCGGGCGCAGCAGCAGCGCGAGCGGCAGGAGGCGGUGGUGCAGGACCCCUCGCAGGCGGCACAACAGCAGCUGGAAGGCGGCAGGGAGCCUAGGCCGCAGCGUUCGCGAAGACGGAGGCGGCGGCCUAUGAGCAGGGGCCACGAUGUGACCGGCGCUGCGGCAGGGGAGGACGCCGGGGAAGGCAGCAGCGGCAGCGAGCGCGAGUGCGAUGACGACAGCAGCGGCAGCGGCAACGACAAUGCGCCAGCGCCGUUUGCUGCUGUGCACAAGGCGCUGACGGCCGACGAUGAGAGCCUGCUGGAGGCUGUGCUGGGGCUGGUGCCGUACAGGUGA